GUUGUUUUGAUCAGCUGCUUUUCCCGGAGAAGUUCUUAUAGAGAUUUUAUCAGGAGUUCAAGUAUUCCCGCAGGAUGUCUUUGAAACAAUUCGUGAACAAGUACAUGGUGACAAUUGUUAUGAUUCCCUCAAUCAUUGCAAUUCACAUUGGAUGGACAAAAAUUCAGAAUGUUGAGAGUCUCGUAGAUAAGGAUGAAAAGGCAGAUCUUCCCAUUGUUAUUGCAGCAAAGAAACUCUAUAAUGAUUACAUCAGCAAGCCCCAGGAUGAACAGAAGGAGAAGGAUAGAUGAGAUGCCGGCCAAUUGGGAUAACUCUCAAAUAAAUGUUUUAUUAGAAUUUUCAAUUUGUGAUAGAAAGAUGCAGAAGAAAUAAAUUUAUUUAUGUUA
This is a messenger RNA of Lutzomyia longipalpis, 386 nucleotides long. RefSeq lists its product as uncharacterized. The transcript is spliced from 2 exons. Lineage: Eukaryota; Metazoa; Arthropoda; Insecta; Diptera; Psychodidae. The record is from RefSeq and is a predicted model, not a curated record. The coding region runs from base 75 to 290 and encodes 71 amino acids.